Doryrhamphus excisus (bluestripe pipefish) is the source of this 4230-nucleotide messenger RNA. The record is from RefSeq and is a predicted model, not a curated record. Lineage: Eukaryota; Metazoa; Chordata; Actinopteri; Syngnathiformes; Syngnathidae.
CUUGAGCUUGACCAUCAACACAUCCGCAUCUGAGACAAGACAGUCGAUUUAAUAUUCCUACCGAGGGCAGACAUUAAUAUGUCAGAAAAGAAGAAGGCAAGCCACGAAGUUGGGCUCCGCUUUUUUGGGUUUCUUAGGGAAACCGAUCGAGCAGCCAUUCGAGCUCGAGCCGAACUGAAGGACAUUUAUAACAACGAGUUCAAAGCAGCGAACGAGACCAAAGUUCCAAACUUCAGCAGUGUCCUGUUUGCCUUGAAAAUGUCGAAGAAAAUUCAAGUGGGUCGCGAUUAUAUUUUCGUCAGGUCCAGGGCGAGAGCGCUUCUUGUAGACCAGUGGUACACACCCAACAGGCCGAGACAGCAGGAGGCCUCGAAUGGAGCAGCCCGUCCAUCUCCAGCUUCAGCUCCAUCUUCAAGUCAGCCUGCCAUGUCUGCAGAUGAACAAAACAAGAGAUUUGCCCAGCUCCUUGUGGAACAACUCAAUACAAACAGGCUUCACUACAUUGCGGAUAAAAACGGCAUUGUCAUCACAUCAAACCAUCACUUCAAUGACGGAUCAAUUUGUAUCGAAUUACAAAAAUCGGAGUGUGUGGUGAAACUAACUGUAGAAAACACUGGAACCGAAACUGUGGAUUUUAUCUACUACACCGUGUUGCACAAACUCGCUUGCUUCUCACUCUGUGAUGAGCACAAAGUGACCAGAAAAAACCCACUUGCACUCAAACCAGGUGACACCUAUGAAAUCCAGGUUCUCUUCCAGAUGAAGUGUGCCGGCAACUACCCAGCGACGUUGGCAUUCGAAUUCCAACAAGACUGGGAAUCGUCCCAAUCGUCAUUCCACAUUGUGCGUUAUAUUCAGGUUCACUAUGUGAGCACUCUGGGAAUGGAGCUGAAGCCGGUGGCACCUUUCAAACGCUCCCUUCCUAGCCGUUCGGCUGUGUUGGAAUGCAAGAUCCUGCACGGGCAACCACCUGAAGGCAUGUCAGAGAAUAAACUAAAAAAUGAAACUCCACUUGGCCUCUACCCAAUGCCAGAACACAUGCCCGUCCUAAUCCAGUCUCUGAAGAAUCGCACUCACUCUGCUAAAAGAGAUUUGCUGGAACGCAGUUUGACUUUUGAGAACUACGCCGCCAAGUUCCAUCUGAUGUUGUAUCUGGAGGAGCAUCAGAUGCAGGUGGACAUCAGGCGAUACUUCAUACCCAACAGUGACAUGACGUACGCCACCAUGGAGCGAGACGGGAAGCUGUUGAUUCUGAAGAUCCCUGGUCUGUCUGAGAACCGCCCUUCUGUGCUGCGAGGGGAUAGACUGAUAGUUUACCCCCAAGAAGAAACUACUGUAAAGUACUGUGGUUACGUCCACAAAGUAGAAAGGGACUGGGUCAAACUGGGAUUUCACUCAAAGUUGUUGGAUCAAUUUAUCGACGGCAUGAAGUUCAGCGUGGAGUUCGUAAUCAACCGUCUCAUGCUACGUGUGCAGCACAGAGCGGUGGACCUUGCAAUCAAAUCCGGACUCGGAGAAGUGUUAUUCCCGCAGAGGAAGCGCAACUUAAAGGUUCCUGAACUCCCCGCACUCAAAUUAUACGACAGAAAGUUGGAGGAUAACCCCGAGCAGUAUAAAGCGGUGUGUCAUAUCGUAGCUGGCACCUCCAAACCUGCUCCGUACCUGGUGUUUGGACCACCCGGCACUGGUAAAACUGUCACUUUGGUGGAGGCCGUCAAGCAGAUCGUGAAGACCCAGCCGCAUUGCCGCGUUUUAGCCUGCGCUCCCUCCAACAGUGCGACUGAUCUCCUCUGCCUGAGGAUUUCAGAACAUGUGGAUAAGCGUUAUUUGUACCGCAUGUACGCUUGCAGCCGUGAUCCACAAUGCGUCCCCAAGGAACUCAAGGCAUGUUGUAACCUGAACGGGGAGAUUUACAUUUUUCCUCCCAAAGAGGACCUGAUGAAGUAUAGAGUCAUUGUCACCACUCUGAUCACCGCCGGAAGGCUGGUCUCAGGAAACCUCCCCAUCGGUCAUUUCACUCACUUUUUUGUGGAUGAGGCCGGACACGCCAUGGAGCCCGAAUGUUUGAUUCCACUGGCUGGGUUGCUGGAUCCAAAGACCGGGCAGGUGGUCCUAGCUGGAGACCACAAGCAGCUUGGACCGAUUGUCUCAUCGCCCCUCGCUCAAGGAUUUGGAAUGGACAUUUCCCUCUUGGAAAGACUGAUGAAAGAUGUUCCUCUGUAUCAGAAGCAGGAUGAUGUGUUCGACAACAACUUUGUCACCAAAUUGCUGCGUAAUUACAGGUCCCACCCGGCCAUUUUGAAAAUUCCCAACGAGCUCUUCUACGAUGGAGAGCUCCAGGCCUGCGCCGAUGAAAUUAAACGCAGCUACUUCUGCAAAUGGGAACACCUGAAACAAAUGGACUUCCCGGUGAUUUUCCACGGGGUGACAGGCCUCGAUGAACGAGAGGCCAACAGCCCGUCGUACUUCAACAGAGCGGAGGUGGAUGUGGUGAUGUACUACGUGAAAGAAGUACUGCAGACCAGCGGCAAAAAGGGCAUGGCCCUCAUCUCUCCCAAAGACAUCGGCAUCAUCGCCCCCUACAGGAAACAAGUGCAGAAAAUCCGUCAGGCCCUGGAUAAAAUUGAGAAAGAUUUCAAAUUAAAGGACAUGGCAUCCCUGAAGGUUGGUUCCGUGGAGGAGUUCCAAGGUCAGGAGAAGAGAGUGAUUUUGGUGUCGGCGGUGCGGAGCAAUCGCAAAUACACCGAAUACGACAAAAAGUUCAACAUCGGCUUUGUCGCCAAUGCGAAGAGGUUCAAUGUGGCCGUGACGCGAGCCAAAGCCCUUCUGAUUUUGAUCGGAAACCCGUUUGUGCUCCAUGCCGAUCCGGUAUGGAAGCGCUUCAUAGAGUACUGUAGAGACGCAGGGGGCUACGAGAACUAUUAUCUCGAGGAAGAUGGUGAGGUCAAGGCAAGGCUCUCAGCUCUCUUCCAGAAGCUUGACCUCAAAGGCAGAGCUACAAUAUGAAAAAAGCAAAAAGGGGUGAGUCUGUGUACAUUUUCUCAUCAGAGAAUAUAAUUGUUUUGUGGCAGUUUUUAAACUGGUCUUAAACCUGGGGGACCUGUUAUGCUCAUUUUUUGACCCUUUUUUUUAUUAUUGAAGGUGUGGACUCCUAUAGAGCAGCUACACACAAUAACCCCGCACGGAAAACUGCACCUAUUCCAGCUGUAUUUCCUUUUAGAUUUGUGCUUCCGGCCAAAACGGUCUGUUUUCAUUUAUUGUUACAGAACUAUGAACCAUUAUAAGGAGGUCUGUCUCUCUGUGACAUCACAAAGGGGCAGUUUUACCACGCCUCUUGAAACUAAGUGUUUUGAGCCAUCUCAAAACGUCUUUUAGGGCUCACUUCCGAAUGCGCAAACCUGAUUAUGUGAAACUUUGGCAUUUUUUUAAACACCAGGAUACAACAUUCUAACUAUAUUUAUAGGUCAGAAAAGUGGAAAAAUAAAAAUAGGUCCCGUUUUAAGAUUCUGAUCAGGUCUUUAUAGUAUACAGCGACACCAUGAUGCAUGCGUACUGCACGUUCGUGAGGGUGAGAUAUUCUAAAUCAAGGGUCGGGAACCUUUUUGGCUAAGAGAGCCAUGAAGACCAGAUAUUUUAAAAUGUGUAUCUGUGAGAGCCAUAUACAUUUUUUUAAACAUUGAAUGCAAUAAAAUGUGUGCAUUUUUAUGUAAGACCAACAGUUUUAGAUAUAAUGGGCUCUAAUUACGUAGACCAGGCACACUACCCCACGCUAAUGGGGUGUGGCCAGCACACUUUCGUGAGCAGCGCAGUGUCUAAUAAUAAAUCUAAUACUUGCUGCCAUUAAUGCAACUUCUGCUGCUGCAUGGUUUUGCACCAUACUCCGUACACAUAUUUCAUUCUUUUGGCCAUCUUCGUCAGAAGGCGUAGUUCUGCAGCUUUAGCUAGGUGACUAUUUGACUAAAGGAGGAAAGUUUAUAUUUACAUCUUAAUGACCGAGGUAGACUACCGCAUUACCCAGUAAUAAUCAAGUUUUGGUGUUUGACCUGGAAAAUAUCAUCAGGAAAGAUAGAUAUGGUUGGCCGUAUUGCAGUAGAAAAGAGAUGGACGGAUUAACCCUUGUAUUAUGUUACGGGUCAAUUUGACCCGUUUCAGUUUUUGUGUUGACCAAAGUACUGGUUAUCCUUUCUUUUUCUUCAUGAAAUUUUGUGACUUUUCCUCAUCUAGGGUCAU